Molecule: messenger RNA, 2184 nt
Organism: Oreochromis niloticus (Nile tilapia)
Lineage: Eukaryota; Metazoa; Chordata; Actinopteri; Cichliformes; Cichlidae
Product: transmembrane protein 255B
Exons: 11
Coding region: 958-1854 (298 amino acids)
Source: RefSeq, a predicted model, not a curated record
AUGGAUGAAACAGCUGGGUGAUGCUAGCGCCAGUGCUAGUAGGUUUAGCAUAUGUCUUGUCUCCAUAGAAACAGAAGAGGGCGCUGUUUACCAGGAAUUAUCCACGUCCCAAAGGAACCGCACACCGACUAGUCUCUGCUUCACUUUCUCAUUUUGCUUCUUUACACCUAUGUUACAUUCAGGAAAAAGUUUAAUCUCUGAAAUACUGAAUGUCCUCAAUACUUUAUGGUAACAUCACAUAAUUAAAUCUUAAGAAGUAUAUUUAAAGUACUGUGUAAAAGUCUUGAGGCUCCCCCAUUUUUUAUAUUUCUCUAAGAAACUACAUUUGAAAAUAUAAGACCAAAAACAGAAUUAGUACAGUUCUAGCGUGUUUAAAAGUCAACUUUUAUUUCUCAGCACAGUCUGAACUGUCUUAGGCAAACUUUCUUUUAAUUUCUUUAAGCAGUCUUCAGGAAUAGUUCUGCGGGCUUCUUGAAGGACAUUCAAAGCUCUUCUUUGGAUGUUGGCUGUCUGUGUGUCCUGUUCUCAGUUAAAAUGAUCCCACAUUGCCUCAAUAAUGUUGAGGUUCGGGCUCCGGGGAGGCCCAUCCAUGAUUGAUGGGCUUGCAAUGAACUGUGGCAGGAAGUCGGGGUACCCGGGGAGAACCUGUGGAGACACAGAGGGAAGUAUGCAAACUCCACACAGAAGUAUCUGAACUGAAGACAUCAUUAUGAGGUCAAGGAAGAGUGUGAUAUCUGUGAGGUCCAAUAGGACCCCAAGUAUGAGACUGCUGCUCAUCAGACUGAAGUUCACGGUUCCGACCGUGCUUGAACGCAUCAGAGGCAGGAGCUCUCCUCUCUCACUGAAGUGGAGCUGCUACAUUCAUGCAGCUGAUGCUUGUGCAGCUCAAACGACCUGUUCAACUGAAAGGCUGUUCGCAUUCAUCAGAAGGGAAAUCUGUGUUUCAAAGGAGGAUUUAUGGUCAGGAUCCAGGGAACAGCACCGGGUCGGGACAAGCGGAGCCCACAGAGCCGAGCAACAGACAUCAUGGUGAGGGUCAGGAGAGCUCUGCGGCUGGUGCUGGGCAUGCUCAGUCUGUCCCUGCUGCUGGUGGUGCUGGGGGUCUACACAACGACCCGAACAGAGAGCCUGAACGUGACUGGCUACGCAUCUGGAGUUAUUCUCACCCUUGGAUCCUUCCUGGGACUUCUGGGACUCUGGCUGGAAGAAAACCGCAGGCAGCUGCUGACCGCUGCCAUCGCCUUUCUCGGUUUCGGGAUCGUCGUCUCUUCUGUGUGCUUGGUGAUCGACGGCGUCUGCGUUGCCUUAAAUAUGGACAUGCGGCCACUGAAAGCAGGGAGAUGCCAGUAUUACAGCAGCGGCAACUGCUACAUCUAUGAGAAUUUCUACACUUCUGUGUCGUGUCGGAGUCUAAAGGAGUCUUGUACCAUGAUGGUAAGAAGUGGAACCUGUUACUGCUGCGACCUGUAUGACUGCGCCAAUGGAGGCUACCUCAGCAACUACUAUGAAUUUGUUGGAGUAGAAAGCUGUGAGGAAGUCUUUACAGUGUACAUUUUAAUUUGGACCCUUGCCAGCCUCAACCUCGUGGCCUUCUUCACAGGAAUACUCACCACAGCAGUGCUGGGCAACAUUAGAGAGUUGUGGAGCAGCAGCCCUGUGGCUGAUCCCUCUGAGAAAACAGCAUCUUCCCCAACAGCUCCUCUGCUGAUGGACGCCAAUAUACACACAGCACACCAGCUCCACCCAGUCAAUGGAGGAUCGCCGUUUUGCUUUUCAGCUGAGAAGGCCAACCCGCCUCCCUUCGCCCCACUGGCCGGCGUGCCGCCUUGCAGAGCCCACGGCAUGUCUGUGUGAGCAGCAGACUCACGGGAAGAUGACUUGUUAUUGUUGGGUGCAUUUUAAACAGCAGAUGCAGCUUAAAGCGGACAUGCAGAAGUUUAAUGGAAAGCGCCUGCAGCUACUUUACAUUAUAUGCAAAGAAGAAAACAGCUUACCUAACAGCUUACCUUGAGUGUAAAAUGUUUGCAAAUGCAGUGCUUUGUUCUAUAAAUCUUUUCAUUGUGGACUUUGUGAGUAAAAUGCUUCUUUUUUUCCCUGAAACCAGGCAGAGUUAAAACUAAAUGAUGUCUCAUAGAAGAUAUAUUGCUGAUAUUACUCGAUGAUGAAUAAACAGAUUGAAACAGA